AUGGCCCCGGGGAUAGGCGGCGAACCCUGGGGUGAUGAUUGGGUUCACCCCAAAUGGGGAGUUCUGGGUCUGAAUGCGGACAUUUAUUACUUGAGGGAAGGCGUGAAGAACGACUAUGCGCUGAAUUUCACCGUCACGAUCCCGGCCGACGUCCCCGGGCUGCAUUUCACCUGGGAGAACCUUUCCAACAAACCCGUGGCCUACGAAAUUACGAUGGAUUACAACAACCACUUGGCGAUGGACGAACCCAGGAUGAACAUUUCAGACCGCGGUUUGCUUCCACGCGGACGCCAGGUGUUCAGAAUUGACUUUCCGUGCACUGGGGCAGAGAACGCGGAAGUCGACAUCACACUGAGCGUCAACAUCACAACUGUCUACGAAUUGUCGUCACUGCGGCUCCGGAGAAAGAAGAUUUGCUUGAAACAUUUAGUGGAGAUCCAACAGCAGCAGAACAUGAACACCAACAACAACAACAACCACGUGCAUCCUGCGAAUAAUAAGAAGCAGAAGGAGACGAAAUUGGCAGACGAAGGCAAACGGGUCUCGGUCGAGGAUCGGAUCAAGCAGCAGCAGGUGGCUGAGGUGGAGGAUCCCGCUGCGGCAGCGGCAGCCGGGGGAUCCCCCGGGUCCGGAUCCCCGGAUCCCCCGGGUGUGCCUCUGCCAGACGUUCGAUCCGCCCAGCACGACGGCGGCACUUUGGCCGCCCCCAACGGCAGUGUGGCUUACAUUGCCACGGGUUCCGUGUGCGGCGUCAUUGUGACCGUGAUGAUGGUCAUUUUGGUCCUCCACUUCCGGCGGAAACGCAGUCAACGUGGACCCGGAAGAACUGGGCUCCAGUGUCAUGAUGAUGAUGCAUUGUGCCUGAGGCACGGGCUCUGGCCGCCCGGACGUCUGACGGAAUGGCUGCUGCUGAGGAGAUUGUAA
Notodromas monacha is the source of this 924-nucleotide messenger RNA. The record is from the annotation of a GenBank genome assembly. Lineage: Eukaryota; Metazoa; Arthropoda; Ostracoda; Podocopida; Cyprididae.